AUAUACCUUUAAUGCAGGGGGCGUCGCUAAAUUCACAGUCAGGGUGGAGGAAGAUAACAUUUCCGUUUCCUGCCUUGGCAAAUAUUUACAGACUACUAGAGGGAAAAAAUAAUAAUAAUAAAAAUAAAAAUGAGGUGAGAGUGGAAGACUGUAACGGAAAGAGAGAAUACUUGCAAAGAGGAAAAAGAGAGAGAGAACGAACAGAAGGAUUUAGACGGGUCUGAUAAAAAAAAAGGGGACCGCAAACAAUUUCUUUAGUUAGUAUAUUUACAUCAAACGAGGCAGAAGGGAGACAAUAAAUUAAAUUUUAAAAAAAUGUCUGAAAGAGGAGGGCUGCAGCGGACCGGAGGGGCUCCGUCCCCGCAUCUCCAGCCUUUCAAAUCGGUCGCUAUCGCCUCCAACCGCCCGGUCCACAUGAACCUGUACGCGACGUGGGAGGUGGACAGGUCGUCUCCCAGCUGUGUGCCCAGGCUGUUCAGUCUCACUUUGAAGAAGCUUGUCAUUCUGAAGGAGCUGGAUAAGGACCUCAAUUCUGUCGUGAUCGCAGUCAAACUGCAGGGUUCGAAAAGGAUCCUUCGCUCCAACGAGAUCCUCCUCUCUGUGGCCGGCCUCACGGAGACAGACCUGCAGCUUACCUUCUCCUUGCAGUACCCCCAUUUCCUGAAGCGCGACGCCAACAAGCUGCAGAUCAUGCUUCAACGAAGGAAGAGGUACAAGAACCGAACCAUCCUGGGCUACAAGACCCUGGCUGUGGGGCUCAUCAACAUGGCAGAGGUGAUGCAGCACCCCAGCGAGGGAGCCCAGGUCCUUGGUCUCCAUAGCAACGUGAAGGACGCAGCCGUCCCAGUGGCCGAAAUCCGCAUCUACUCCCUGUCCAGCCAACCGAUCGACCACGAGGGCCCCAAAGUCAAGAUGUCAGCAGAUCGCUCUCCGGACAUCGAUAACUAUUCUGAGGAGGAGGAGGAGAGCUACUCUUCAGAGCAGGAGGGGAGCGAUGACCCCUUGCACGGACAGGAUCUGUUCGACGAGGACGACGAGGUUCGGAAAGUGAAGAAAUCUCGCAGGAAGCUCACCUCUACCGCCUCCAGCACCCGCGUCAACCAGCCCAACAUCAAGCAGAAGUUUGUCGCCCUGCUGAAAAGAUUCAAGGUGUCGGAUGAAGUGGGGUUCGGACUGGAGCACGUGUCCCGGGAGCAGAUCCAGGAGGUGGAGGAGGAUCUGGACGAGCUGUACGACAGUCUGGAGAUGUACAACCCCAGCGACAGCGGUCCGGAGAUGGAGGAGACAGAGAGCCUCCUCAGCACGCCCAAACCCAAACUCAAGCCGUUCUUUGAAGGCAUGUCCCAGUCCAGCUCGCAGACCGAGAUCGGGAGCCUGAACAGCAAGGGGAGCCUCGGCAAGGACACCACCAGCCCGGGAGACCCUGCCUCCUCUGAGAAGGUAAAGCAUUCCUGGAGCUGGAACCUGGAUGAGCCGAUCCCCGAGACAGACCCCCUGGAGCCGAGCGAUCCGGACCUUUUUGGGGAGCUGAGCACCUCCAUCGUCGUGCCCGAAAAACUGAGAACGCCCCUGAAGAGCAGCAAGCCCGAGCCUCAGAGCUCCCCCUCCCCCAGGCUGGAAGGGGGCCACACCCCUCGGCAGAAGCGGGGCGUCCCUCUGAGAGAGAGGCAGCUGUCCAAGCCGCUGAGCGAGAGGACGAACAGCACUGACAGCGAGCGAUCCCCGGACCUGGGUCACUCCACCCAGGUCCCUCGCAAAGUGGUUUACGACCAGCUGAACCAAAUCCUAGUGUCAGACGCAGCGCUGCCAGAGAAUAUCAUUCUGGUAAACACCACAGAGUGGCAGGGACAGUACGUGGCGGAGCUGCUGCAGUGUCGGAGGAUGUCCGUUGUUUGCACGUCCACCAGCGUGGAGAUUCAGACCGUGCUCAGUGCAGUGCUCUCCCGGAUUCAGAAAUUCUGUAACUGUAACUCGUCGAUGCCGCGGCCGGUGAAGGUGGCAGCGAUCGGCACGCAGAGUUAUCUGGGCUCCAUCCUUCGCUUCUUCGUCACCCAACUCGCCAACAAGACCUCGGACUGGCUCAACCACAUGAGGUUCCUGCUGAUCCCGCUGGGAUCUCACCCGGUAGCGAAGUACCUGGGCUCGGUAGACAGCCGAUACAACGCAGCUUUCCUUGACCAGUCCUGGAGGGACCUGUUCAGCCGGGCAGAACCUCCCUCGACAGACCCCUUUGAUGUCGUGGGUCGGAUCUCGCAGUACAUUGCUGGAGCCAGCAUAACUCACCAGCUGCCCAUAGCAGAAGCCAUGCUGACCUGCAAACACAGAAUGCAUGACGAAGACUCCUAUCAGAAGUUCAUCCCGUUCAUUGGGGUUGUCAAGGUGGGUCUGAUUGAGUCGUGUCCAGCCAGCUCCGGAGACGGUGAUGAGGGCGUGGCUUUGAGCCUGGCUGUCCCCUCCACGUCCCCGCCCCCUCACGGAGCUGCCGUCGGAUUGGCUAAGGAGACCGCUGCGACCCCGCCCUCUUCGCCUUCUAUGACCAGCGGGCUGGCAGUGAUGGGGAGCCCCGCCGCGUCCCACGCCGCAGACACCAUCGGCCUGCAGGUGGAUUACUGGCUGGCCACCGGAGGCGAGAAGAAGAAAGAGGGAGAGAGGAGGGACACGGGUUCGAAAAACACCCUGAAAAGCAGCUUCCGCUCCGUGCAGGUCAGCCGGCUGCCAGGGGGCGCUGUGGGGGAGAGCCAGUCCGCCCUCAACACCAUGGCCAUGACCGUCGUCACCAAGGAGAAGAACAAGAAGGUGCCUACGAUCUUCCUGGGGAAGAAGCCCAAAGAGAAGGAGCUGGACUCAAGGAGCCAGGUGAUCGAGGGCAUCAGCCGGCUCAUCUGCUCUGCCAAGCAGCAGCAAACCAUCCUGAAGGUGUCGAUAGACGGAGUGGAGUGGAGUGACGUCAAGUUUUUUCAACUCGCCGCUCAGUGGCCGACUCACGUCAAGUACUUGCCAGUCGGACUCUUUGGCUACAAUAAACCUGCCGGCUAAGACACGCCCCUGACCCGCCUCUGCCUGACAGCCAUUGGCCAGCUGCAGCACAAGCCACUCCCACUGAGAACCCACCAGGGGGUGGGGGUGGGAACUGAACCAGCCAAUCACAUGCUGGGUUUCUCUUCCAAUCCCAGCUGUCUUCUUGUCUUUUUGUUUGUGUUUUGCUGUGAAACGCAGUUGUCGAGUGCGCCCGGAACCUGUUGUCACGGCGACGGCAGUACUUUAACAUUUGAUUGGAUGAAAGGCACGCCGGUCACAUUUUCAGCACUUCACUGAUUGGUCAGCACGGAAACGACUGCACUUAAAAUAUUUUUUUUUUUUUUAAAAAAAAGACGUGCUGAAGAGAUGUGGAGGUUUAAAGAAUUUUUUUUUUCAACGUUGCUUAUUUUUUUGUCAGUUUCGUGGCUCGUUCCUGUGCCUCAGGCGUUGUGCAUGUACAGAUAUGUGUAUAGGGGGUGUUUGUGUGCCAUCAAACUGAACAAUUUCGGUGUUGUGUGUUUUUUUUUUUUUGUUUGUUUUUUUUAAACCAAAGCAACAGGUAGGUAUUUGAAAGACAAGAUCCUACAUCCAAUAAUAACCAAUUUUAGAUGUUUAAAACUGGAUAAGUCAUCAGUCGUGAAUUAUACAGCUCAACGAAUGCGUCGUUCUGUAAACGGGACGGAGCUGUGUGCAGAAAUCAGGGCGAGGGGUCCCUGGUGUGGAUCGGGGGGCUGAUUCCCCGUUCAGAGUGAAUUCAGAAACAGCUGCUUGGGUUUGUGUGGGUCGCUGUUCUCCGCAGAGUCUUUAAGAAAAGCAGCGAUCGUCACAAACCCAAGCAGCUGUUUCUGAAUUCACUCUGAACGGGGAAUCCGCCCUCCCCUGAUCCACACAAAUUUACAGUAUAAUCUUAGAGACUGUGGGGGUCAGAUGAGGCUCCUGAACACCAUUGAAUCCGACCCCUUUCCUGUCGGAUCAACAGAAACUUCCAUAACCAGUGAGAGGACCCCUGUCCUUCUUUUAAAGGUCUGGUCUGUUACUUUUUCUCCUGUUCUAAGCCUCAGAGUGAUUUCAGAACUGAGCACAUCUGCCUGGCUAGGCUUAAAAAUCUCAAGCCUGUGCGAUCCGCUUGACCUAAGCUGAUGAAGAGCCUUUUUAUACGAGCAAUCAUCGAGGAGUCUUUGAAAUGCUCCACUGGUGCAAAAAAACACCGUGACACUCCAUUACCAUAAUCUAGUAAUAAUGCAUCCAUUAACUGUGUGCUGUCCUAACUGGACCGGUCUUAAGAAGUGUUUGCACCAUGUAAGGUGUUGUGUGUGCGUGUGUGUGUGUGUGUGUGUGUGUGUGUGUGCGCGCGAGGGCUGUAUCUCGCUAAUUGUUAAGAAAUGCAAUUUUUUUAAAGUGUUAUGAAGCACAAUAACCACUAGAGGGACCCCUUCCUGACAUUUGUGUCAAAUGAAAAGCUUUUAAAAGUUUGCUGUUGAUUUGUAUGUGUGUAAAAAAACAAAGUGAAUGUGUAUUGUAUUGGGUAAGAUCAUCAUCUUCUACUUUCCUUUUUUUCUGUUUAAUUCUGAUGAUCCUGAGCCCUGUAUUGCUAUUUUUUUUUUUUAAA
Molecule: messenger RNA, 4627 nt
Organism: Acipenser ruthenus (sterlet)
Lineage: Eukaryota; Metazoa; Chordata; Actinopteri; Acipenseriformes; Acipenseridae
Product: phosphofurin acidic cluster sorting protein 1-like
Exons: 24
Coding region: 316-3036 (906 amino acids)
Biological process (GO): protein localization to plasma membrane
Molecular function (GO): transmembrane transporter binding
Source: RefSeq, a predicted model, not a curated record